GUCAUAUAGGAACAGUGAACGUAUGGUCUCAAAUAUUUCUUUUUUUUUUUGCAAGUAUGCAAUUUUGAAGUUUGUGUGGGCUGGCGCAAGCUCUAUUUGUGACUAAAUAACAGUUUUCGAGCACCUUUAACCUGCUCUCAAAUCCGCCCAAUUUGAAUUCGACAUCAUGGAAUAUAGCGCUUCAUCCCCUUCAUAGUCUCAAACUUGUCUACAUGUUCUCGCAGGGACGUGUUCGUCCCCACGCUGUUCAUCUCCCAAGGUCACUACGCCUUCGGGGACUCCGAGAUGCCCGACUGCAAAGUCGUACCACCCACGGUUUUGCAGAAGACCACCCUGACACCCGGGUACACGUAUGACCUGAGCGGGAUGACGACUGCCCUGCGGAAGGUUCAGAUCGCCGGCGGCUCUGCCCGCUGGCUUGUCUCGGUCGGCAUGAAGGGGCGCUGGUCCACUGCCUAUGACGUCACAACUCCGCUGAACAUCGGGUCCCGCUGCAAGCACGACGUCAGUGCCGUACCCUUCGGAAACUACGCUCAGGUCUGCCGGGACCCCUCUCUCCGACCACGCCUGCGGUACGACGACCACUACCACGCCAUGGAGACGAGCGACGCAAGCAAGCAGCGCAUGUUCGUGUACGACAACGAAAGGGGCCUCUGCGAGAAGCUCUGCAGGGUGAAGUCCCAGAACCCCCAGCUCCGGUUCGGCGUCGCCGUCUACGACCUCGAGUACGAGGACUACGCCGACGGCUGCUCCGACCUGAACGCGUUCGGUGCCUUCAGCCGGAUCAAGAUGCUCCGCCGGGUGGUCGACUACUACGGGUCCCUCCCCGCCGAUGCAUCCGACUGCGAAGACGUCGUGCCGUGCGUCGCGUGAAUGGAGUUUAACAACGGAGCGUCGAUAGUCACGUGACCGUCUCAGGACACAUCGCGAAUAGAGUUCAAUAUCUCCUGUUUUUUCUCGGUGUUGUUCCGUUAAUGUGGAAAGUUGGGCUAGUUGGUGAUCAAUCAGCGUACCUAACUGGUGAAGCAACGCACUGACACGGACAUGGCGAAGACACACAAGAAUGCAGCGAGUGCCCUGUAUUCUAGUGUGUCUUCGCCGUGUGUCUUCGCCGUGUGUCUUCGCCGUGUGUCUUCGCCGUGUGUCUUCGCCUUGUGUCCGUGUCAGUGCGCUGCUUCGCCAGCAAGGUAUGUCGUUCCAUUCUCGCAACAGCGCCAACCUGUCUUGUAUUUUGCCUUCUUGACGUCCUCCGUCUCUUCUCGCCGUUUACGAUAAUUUGUGAAAGCCAACUGGAGUGGUAAAUGUACUGCUGUUGAUUCGUG
Molecule: messenger RNA, 1322 nt
Organism: Dermacentor andersoni
Lineage: Eukaryota; Metazoa; Arthropoda; Arachnida; Ixodida; Ixodidae
Source: RefSeq, a predicted model, not a curated record